AUGCUGCUGCUCUGGGGGCCCCUGCUCUGCUGGGGGCUACUGCCCCACACCCAAGGGGAAGCCCACAACCUGCUGUUACGGAUCAGCAAAGACCAACUGGAGACAGACAUCUCAGAUCUGCUCUGGGAGAACCAGAUCCUGAGUCGCUUGGUCAAGAUACCCGUGACGGGGCCCCCAAGCCAGGGUGUCGCUGUCCUGGACCACCUCCCCUUCAUCAAGGAACGCCUCUCCCACAGGCACAGUGGCCUGCAACUGUCACAGGUCGGGGACCUGCUCUCUGGGAGGAGCACCCCUCUGCUGAGUCAGCUGCUCCAGGCAGGCAGGUUGUUCAUCGAAGAUGCCAGGGGACCUGAAGUCAACCUUGACAUCCUGAGCAACAGCCUGCUGCAGGUGACACUGCGCUGCAAACUGUACCUCUCACUCCAGGGGUUCCUGUGGCUCAAGGUCAUUAAGAACAUUCGCAUCGGAGUCCGACUGGAACAGACCAAGAAUAGAACCCAGGUGGUCCUGGAGGAGUGCCACACCCCGCCUGGCUACCUGAGCAUUGAGUUCCUGGAGCAAAAGGCCUCCCUCGUGCAGAACAAGCUCCUGAGGCUGGUGACGGGCCUUCUGGACGAGGCGCUGCCCUUCCUCCUGCAGAAGAUUGUGUGUCCCAUGGCCAUGAACCUGCUCAACCUGCUACUGGAAGACCUCCUGCACAUCACUCUGCCCCCAAGCAGCAGGAGCUGGGAUGACUUCCAAUACUACAUCACCUCCACGGAGUUCACAGAGGAGACCAUCCUAAUGCAAGCCCUGCUCGUGACCCCCUGUGGCUCAAGCCAGAGGGCCCCUACGCCUGAGUACUCUGCCCUCCAGCCUGUGCCGAGGUUGAAAUCGGGCAGUGUAGCAGACUUGGUCUUCGGGGUGGAUGUCUACAACGACAUCGUGUCCUGCCUCUACAGCAGUGAGGACAUCCGUGUGCACCCCCAGGACCCCCAAGCUGCUGACCUCAUUCAGCUGCUGUCCCAGAGCAAGCUGGAACCUGGGUCCGAGAACCUCAUUCAGGUCUUUGAUCAGUCAACAGGGGGUGUGGGACUGGCCAUCAGAGCCCCUCAUCCUCCCACCAUCCACUUUGAUGGCCACAAGUUCACGGUCAUCCAGCCAGGCUCCCUGGUGCUGUCAGGGACCAGCAACAUCUCUUUGGUCUCUGUUUUCUGGAAGACACAGCUGCAGGACCUGCUCUCCAAGCUCCUGAGUAGAACAUUCCUGCCCUACCACAACCAGCGACUCAGAGACCACGGCCUCCCGCUGCCCAGAAUCAAAGGCAUCUCCUUCAACCAGGCCCAGGCAGACCUCUGCCAGGGGUUCCUGCUGCUGACCAUUCUGGAAUAG
This is a messenger RNA of Ochotona princeps (American pika), 1371 nucleotides long. RefSeq lists its product as uncharacterized. Gene Ontology annotation, molecular function: lipid binding. The transcript is spliced from 13 exons. Lineage: Eukaryota; Metazoa; Chordata; Mammalia; Lagomorpha; Ochotonidae. Bases 1 to 1371 code for a protein of 456 amino acids. The record is from RefSeq and is a predicted model, not a curated record.